AUGAACUGCUAUAGCUGGUGUGUGCUGCUUGCUGGUCAGCUCCGAAACGAAAAUCGUCUCGUAUGGUUCACUCUGGAGGUCUGGUCUGCCGCGCAGUGCUCUGCGGCAGUGCCCGGCAUCUUCGAGUCACGCGAGCUCUUGGCCAAAGACCGCUUCGGGGAAAUCGUUCCGUACGUGUCAGGCGGCCUGAAGUGGCAAGAUGGAUCCAUGCAGAUUUGCCGAUGGCUCGACUGGCAGAACUUUUUAACGAGCCUUCGGCUGCAGCUACGCUUUUUCGACACUGCGUCGCAGCCGCUUUUCGCCAAGGUCAAUUACUUCAUCGUGUCACAGGUCGGCUCCCAAAAGGGGCCCAUUUUCCGCGUGGCGCAGUUCUUGCGGCGAGAGGUUGCGGCCUUUCGCUUGCCUUUGCUCAGCGGGUUCAGACCUGUCGGCAACACUUUGAUCGCGCUCGUGGUUCAGGACUUGCUGAAAGAUGCAGGGCAUGAUCAGGAGUACGAGGGUGAUGUCACCAUCUACAAUGGCCGGGGUCUCUUGGAGUUUCCGAAGUUGCUGAAGAAUCCCACGGACGAGGUCCUGCGCACCUACACCAAGGCUUCUGAAUGGGAGACUUGGUGGCACAUACCCGAGAUUCAGAACGCCUGUGCGAUCGAGUUCGCGCGCUGCCUAAAUGAGUCCUUGUAA
Molecule: messenger RNA, 681 nt
Organism: Symbiodinium sp. CCMP2456
Lineage: Eukaryota; Dinophyceae; Suessiales; Symbiodiniaceae
Source: the annotation of a GenBank genome assembly